Eptesicus fuscus (big brown bat) is the source of this 1800-nucleotide messenger RNA. RefSeq names its product ArfGAP with dual PH domains 2 (gene ADAP2). The transcript is spliced from 12 exons. Bases 34 to 1197 code for a protein of 387 amino acids. NCBI's taxonomy places the organism in Eukaryota, Metazoa, Chordata, Mammalia, Chiroptera, Vespertilionidae. Gene Ontology annotation, biological process: positive regulation of GTPase activity. Gene Ontology annotation, molecular function: GTPase activator activity; phosphatidylinositol bisphosphate binding. Gene Ontology annotation, cellular component: intracellular membrane-bounded organelle; plasma membrane. The record is from RefSeq and is a predicted model, not a curated record.
GCAGCCCCGCUGAGCCCGCCCGCCGGGCCGGCCAUGGGCGACCGCGAGCGCAACAAGAAGCGGCUGCUGGAGCUGCUGCGGGCGGCGGGCACCGGCAACGCGCACUGCGCCGACUGCGGGGCCGCGGAUCCCGACUGGGCCUCUUACAAGCUGGGCAUCUUCGUCUGCCUGCACUGCUCCGGCGUCCACCGAAACUUCCCAGACAUCAGCAGAGUCAAGUCCGUGAGACUGGACUUCUGGGACGACAGCCUCGUGGAGGUUGCUGUUGUUUUGCAGUUUAUGACCCACAACGGGAACCUCCGUGCGAAGGCCAAGUAUGAAGCCAGAGUCCCUGCUUUCUAUUACAUCCCUCAGGCCAGCGACUGCCUGGUCUUAAAGGAACAGUGGAUUCGAGCUAAGUAUGAGAGACAGGAAUUUAUGGCUGAUGGGAAAACCAUCUCACUCUCAGGUAACCGGGAAGGGUUCCUGUGGAAGCGGGGAAGGGACAACGCGCAGUUCCUGAGAAGGAGAUUUGUCCUGUUGGCAAGAGAAGGCCUUCUGAAGUACUACACUAAGGAACAGGGUAAAAGCCCCAAAGCUGUCAUCCACCUCAAGGACUUGAAUGCCACCUUCCAGACGGAGAAGAUAGGGAAACCCCACGGGCUGCAGAUCACCUAUCGGAGAGAGGGCCACAUCAGGAACCUGUUUGUGUAUCAUGAAAGCGGCAAGGAGAUAGUGGACUGGUUCAACUCCCUCCGCGCAGCCCGUCUGCAGUACCUAAAGGCGGCCCUUCCUGAGCUCCCCGAGUCUGAGCUCGUGCCCCUCAUCACCAGGAACUACCUCAAACAAGGCUUCAUGGAAAAGACUGGCCCAAAGCAGAGAGAACCUUUCAAGAAAAGGUGGUUUGCCCUGGACGCCCAGGAGCGGAGGCUGCUCUAUUACAAGAACCCACUGGACGCCUUUGACCUGGGCCAGGUGUUUCUCGGGAGCCGGGAGCAGGGGUACGAGGUGUCCGAAGGCCUGCCCAAGGACGUCCAAGGAAACCGCUGGAAAGCGGGCCUCACCAUCGUCACCCCAGAGCGCAGAUUCCUCUUCACCUGCCCCAGCGAGAAGGAGCAGGGCGAGUGGCUGGAGAGUUUCCGGGACGUGCUCUCCCGUCCCUUGACAUCCUUCAACCUCCUCACUGUAUCAACAGAGAGUGGCCACAGCAGCAGGUGACCCGCUGGCCAAGGAACUGUCUGGCCACAGGCCAUGGGAGCUGUUGGUGGGAAGGAGACGUUCUCAGCUCGGCCUCGGUUACCCAGCAGGAGUGCCCCGUAGUUGGCAGCCAUCACUGGCAGUGAACUCUGCCAAGACUACAGCUUUGGCCUUUACCCACCAGCUCCCUGGGCCUCACCACUGCCCAGUCUUAAGGCCCAGGACAUCUCCAGUGAAGGCACUGCAAUGGGAGGGCACCCACAGCAUCACUCAAGUGGCAUGCUUGCCCCCAAACAGUUUAAUCUGACUCAACCAUGAGGAAAUAGACAAGUCUAUUCUGUAAAACAGCUGGCCUGGACUCCUCAAUGUCAACAUCGUGACAGACAAGGUAGUGUGCAAACUGUUCUAGUUACAGGCGACUAGAGAGCAACGCCAGGCAAUGUAUGAUUCUUGAUUGGAUCCUUGGAUUUUUUAAAAAAACAGCAUAAAGGACAUAAAUUUGAAUAUGGAUGUGUAUUAGCCAACAGUAUUAUGAGACUGUGAUAAUGAUGUUGUAUUUGCAUAGGAGAAUGCUCUUGUUCUUAGGGGAUAUGCAUUGAAGUGGCCAGGAGUAAAAUAUAACAA